Molecule: messenger RNA, 1941 nt
Organism: Pistacia vera
Lineage: Eukaryota; Viridiplantae; Streptophyta; Magnoliopsida; Sapindales; Anacardiaceae
Product: transcription factor ICE1-like
Exons: 4
Coding region: 164-1543 (459 amino acids)
Biological process (GO): regulation of DNA-templated transcription
Cellular component (GO): nucleus
Molecular function (GO): sequence-specific DNA binding; DNA-binding transcription factor activity; protein dimerization activity
Source: RefSeq, a predicted model, not a curated record
UAACGUAACAAAACUGGAGGAAGAAGUAACCAGUAGAUAACCAUAGAGCGGUCUCCAUUCAAACUUGGAUUCUAUUUCAUUCUAUUUGUGUUCCUGUUUCUGUCCAUUUCCUCUUUCUCUUCCUCAACACCCUCUCACUUCCCCUUUUUUUUUUUCUUCUCAAAUGGUUUUGGGACCAAACGGCAUCGUUUGGAUGGAAGGUCAAGAUCAGGAACACUCGGUUCCUUGGCCCAGAACCAACACCACCAUCGACGAAGCACAGCCACCGCCUAAAGUGGACGACUUAGUUAUGGCUGGUGACUCUCUCUCUGGUUCCAAACCUAUGCUUGACACUGACUGGUUCAUCAACACCACUUUGAACCCACCACCACCUCACCAAGAUUCUCUCAACGCCACCAGCAUGGAAACUCACCCAGAGCUCAGAGGUUUAAACGCCUUCUCUGAAAGCAAUCUUCUUCUCCAGCCUUUGGACUCGCAGGCUUUCACUCUCCUCAAUCACAACAACAAUAGCAGCAACAACAAUCCCUUUGUGAGUGGCUUUGAUUUGGGUUGUGAAGGUGGUUUUAUUCAGCAGUUGAACCAGGCUCCAGGGUCCAGUUUGAUGGGCUUAACGCCUCAGAUUUGUACUACUCCUGACUCUGAGUUUCAUGGGUUUAAUCCUUUUACUUGUUUUGAAGGUUUUGACGGUUUAUAUUUCAACAACAACAGUAACAUUAACAGGUCUAAAGUAUGUUCACAGCCGACACUGUUUGAGAAGCGAGCUGCGUUGAGGCAGAGCUCUGGUAAAUUGGAAAAUUUAGAUAUAUUGGGAGGGAAUUUGAUGGAGAGUAAGAGUAAGAAAAAUGAGGAGGCCAGUAUUGACAUUUCGGGUUUGAAUUAUGAGUCUGAUGAGUAUACUACUAAGGUUGAGGAGAGUGUGAAAAAUUGGAAUGGAAAUAGUAGUGUGAGUGGUGGGGAUAAUAAAGGGAAAAAGAAGGGUUUGCCUGCAAAAAAUUUGAUGGCUGAGAGGAGGAGAAGGAAGAAGCUUAAUGACAGGCUUUACAUGCUCAGGUCUGUUGUACCCAAGAUUAGCAAGAUGGAUAGGGCUUCCAUACUCGGGGAUGCCAUUGAUUACUUGAAAGAGCUGCUUCAGAGGAUCAAUGAUCUCCAUAAUGAAUUAGAGUCAACACCAACUGGUUCUUUGACGUUGCCUUCUACAAGCAUUCAGCCUAUGACCCCAACUCCACCUACUCUUCCUUGCCGCGUCAAGGAAGAGCUAUGCCCGAGUCCUAAAGGCGAACCUGCAAGGGUGGAGGUUAGGGUAAGGGAAGGAAGGGCUGUCAACAUCCACAUGUUUUGUGCCCGGAGACCAGGUCUUUUGCUCUCCACCAUGAGGGCUCUAGAUAACCUGGGUUUGGACAUUCAGCAGGCUGUCAUCAGCUGUUUCAAUGGGUUUGCACUGGAUGUCUUCCGAGCAGAGCAAUGGAGGGAAGGCCAGGAUGUGUUGCCCAAACAAAUCAAAUCAGUUCUUCUGGAAAUGGCGGGUUUCCCUGAUACAAUGUAGCUCUUCUGUAUUUGCAACCGUCAGUACAAGUGGAGGAACUAACUGUUGUUCUGUACCUCAAGUAGUUUGUAAAUGCAAUUUACUUCUCAUUUCUAUUCCCAGAGGUAUAUUAUGAACAAGACCAGAUUGAUGUAGUUUGGAGAGACAGGUAGGUUGGUUAAUCAUCUUUGGUGGGUUCUAUUUCGUUAUCGUGCUUCAAAGGCAUAGAAACUCAAGUUGUUCUUUUGAAAUCAUCUUUGGUGGGUUCUAUUUCGUUAUCGUGCUUCAAAGGCGUAGAAACUCAAGUUGUUCUUUUGAAAUUUCAGUUUUUAGAAUAAAAUUUCCGUUUUAGUUGUUUAAUUAGCAUGAACAAUUGUUAAAGCUUGUGAAUGUUUGCAUUUUCUGGAACUUUUUUUUCC